UUGUAUGAAGAAGAAAUGAAGCAAAGAGGCCCUUAUUCGACGUUCAUGAUUGGUCUAGAAAUGGUUGAGUGCAACCCGCACAGUUCAUGUAUAUUUAAAGGGUAAUAUGGAUUAGGUCUUAAAUGGUUUUGUGACGUAAUUGAUCCAAUAUUCUUCCUACAUGUACCGUCAAAUUAUAAUGAACUGUCCCAACUCGGUCUUAGAUGCAAACGGCUUCAGGGCAUGAUCAGCACGUCUUAUUCUCAGCUAGGAAUCAAAUGAAACCAUUUCCAGUCAUGGACAUCUUGACGCUAUUAUCGGGUAUUUUUCUAUUUUCUAACUGUUGGUGCAGGACGCUUGGUCUAUGUGGAACAUGUGACAUAACACCUCUAGUCGGAUUUGAAAACAAAAGAGUUACGGGAGGAGUGAUGUGGACGAAUAAUACCUUUACCAGUCUAACACAGUGUGCAGUUCGAUGUGCGUUGUUCCCCACCAUCAAGUCCUUUGGGUAUAGCCAGAGUACAGGGGAAUGUGUGGCCUACAACACACCAGCCACAUCUCCCUACACUACAGAAUCUGGAUUCAACAUGUAUUCAUCUUGCCCACCAGUCGACGGUGGUGUUAGUGCAUGGGGCUCAUGGGGCUCAAAGUCCUGCUCAGAAACAUGUGGCAAUCCUUCUCCUGGCAUGUCGACUCGGACUCGAACUUGCACCAAUCCCUCCCCAGCGAACGGCGGCGCUUCCUGUAUGGAGACACUCAGCGAUACUAAAAGUGAUACCUGUGAUCUCAUUGACUGUCCAGUGGACGGUGGUGUGAGCGCUUGGGGCUUAUGGACUGUGGCAGCUUGUUCAGUAACUUGUGGACAGUUUGCCACAUACACCGAGUCCCGAACUCGAACCUGCACCAACCCGGCCCCAGCGCACGGUGGGAAUAACUGCUCUGAGAAUCUAGUUGAAAUUACCCCCAAAAGUUGUCAUCUCCCGAGUUGUCCAGUACAUUUCGGUUCCUGCAACGGCUCUGCUGACUGCACUGUUGUGAAUACGACUUGUAAUGAUGGAUGGUGUGUGUGUGACAUAAUGCACCAGUACUCAAGCGGCAGCUGUGUCCAAGGGUGUGCUACAUAUGGUUCGGAUUUCACAACAUUUAGAAAUAUGGCCUUGAUGAGAUACAACAACAGGAUCAUCAAGAACGUCACAACGAUAGAGGCAUGUAUGUCUGCAUGCUUUGCAGAAACAGGUUUCCUGUGUAUUACAGCAGAUUUCAAAUAUCUGUCGUCUGACUGCUACUUGAGUAGUACAGCUACGUAUGAGGUUCCAUCAAGCCGCGUUCAGAGCUCUAGCAUUUACCAUGAAUUUAUCCGCAAUUGUGCUUAAAAUCCUUUUGAUCACUGGUUCCACAUUCUUUGUUUUAGUAUCUAAAAAGCAAAUAUUAAGCGUAUUUACCUGCCCACAUGAUUUCAUCCUUGAAAUAUGUUGUGUUAAGAAUAUGUUUCUAAAAUUUCAGCAAUAUGUUCCACAAUGCCCUGGUAAGAGAAGAAAAUUUUGAAAGAGAUCCAGGAUCGCUCUUGCCAUCGUGAUUGGUUUGUUUGUUGUUUUACGCCGCACUCAGCAAUAUUCCAGCUAUAUGACGGCGGUCUGUAAACAAUCGAGUCUGGACCAGACAAUCCAGUAAUUGAUAUCAUGAGCAUCGAAUCACGCAAUUGGGAUCGAUGACACCCGAUCCCGUUCGUCGCCUCUUACGACAAGCAUGGAUUGCUGAAGACAUAUUCUACCCUUGAUCUUCACGUGUCCUUGCCAUCAGGAAUUAUGGUGACUUUUUGUCACCUCUGAUGUGAACAAGCAUGACUCUAUGUCACACUUGCCAUGGUCGUAAGGGGUUUGGCAGGGAAUAGUCAGACUGUGGAAGUUUUUUGUUUGUUGUUUGACGCCGCACUCAGCAUUAUUCCAGCUAUUUGUGGAAGUAUGAAUUCCCACAUAAGAUGAAAUGACACUUUGUUAGUGUCUAUUACUAACAACAGAGCUUAUGGUACUUGAUAUGAUUGGUUUGGCUGGUUCGUUGUUUAACGCCGCACUCCGCAUUAUUCCAGGUAUUAUAUGACGGCGGUCUGUAAAUAAUCAAGUCUGG
Molecule: messenger RNA, 2103 nt
Organism: Haliotis rufescens (red abalone)
Lineage: Eukaryota; Metazoa; Mollusca; Gastropoda; Lepetellida; Haliotidae
Product: coadhesin-like
Exons: 5
Coding region: 204-1352 (382 amino acids)
Source: RefSeq, a predicted model, not a curated record